AUGUUACAAGUUGACGAUAGAGGUUUAUGUGCAUGUGGGUGUAGUUUAAGGGAACGGAAAAGAGAAAGAGAUGAUACUUGGCAUCAUCUGGAGGCUGCUUGUAAAGCCUAUUUUACUUUGCUUGCUGUGUGCUGCAUGCUGCUUUGGUCUCUGGAGAACUGUUUCUUAUACUACCUUGGUUGUGGUCUGUUGAUGUUGCACAUACCAAAACAUCAUUUUGGUUUCCUGCCAAUUAUAUCACUGAAUAGGAACAAAAUUUCUGGUCUCUAUUGUAGAGUGUCAUUUUCUGACGCACAUUCUCCAAAACAUCAUGGGUCAAGUAGUAGUAAAAAUGACAAGGCUUGGAACUGGCUCCCAAGGAUAACUUCUCACGAUGACUAUAUUAGAGAUGAUGAGUACUUAACUUCAGUUGCAGCUGCGGCAUUUGCCAUUCAUUCUUUAGAAGAAGCAGAGUUACGUGACUUAAAUAAAAUGAGAGAGCAGCCCAAAUCUUCAAGACUUCAAACUAUGAUCAGAGAAGAGGAUGACAUAUCAAAGCGGCAAAGAUAUGGGGAACCUUCCAUGAAAAGGUCAUUUGACGAAGACCCUAGGACCAAAGAAACUGCUUUUCCUGUUAGACGUCAAAGUAGUAUAUCAACUUCAAGACCUGUAUCUCCAGCAUUAGGGUAUCAGAGACAGCAAGGGACUCCGUUUCCACACAAAAAUACCAAAGCCAGACCGGAAAAUUGUGAAAAGGCUAUGAUAAAAAUGAUUCAAAAGCAGUAUGAGAUGAUAAAGUCCAAAAUUCUUUCCUGGGAGUUAGUGAAAACGUUUCAGGCCAAAGUCCAGGGAGCAAAGCAAAUGCAAAAUUACCGGAGUAAGGUAACAAGGGAAGAUGUGAUAGCGCAGGGAGCUGGAGCAGCUUUAGAAGGCAGAAGAAGAGAAGAGUCCAAGGUGAGAAAGAACUCAAACAAAAAUCGAAAAACAAGCACGGUCCCUGUGAAAUGUUUGUGCUGCAAUUCUUAA
Molecule: messenger RNA, 1005 nt
Organism: Sphenostylis stenocarpa
Lineage: Eukaryota; Viridiplantae; Streptophyta; Magnoliopsida; Fabales; Fabaceae
Source: the annotation of a GenBank genome assembly